AGCUAUAGGUCAUUUUACUUGUCUGGUUGUGCUUGUUUGAAAUGCAGAGAAUACCUGUGUGACAUGGAUCCGUUAUAGCCAAUAUGUUCUUAGUUUAUUUAUUACAUAUAAAUAAACAAAUUUUAUGUUCUGUAUGUAACAAAUGAAAACUUCCUGAUUCAGUGUGCUGUAUACAUGUGUGAAUACAUAAGAACUUUCUACUUGAACGACUUUGUCACCUAGUUUCCAUUUGUGCAAGUCUUGCGCACUAGUCAUGCGCACUACUGAAGCGAAAUUGACAAGACAUGGCGCUUUGGGAAGGAGCUCGCCGUUUGCAUCUGACUGCUAAUCGUAGCCUUUAUCAAGCAACAUCAAUUUGUAUUAAUAGACAGUUAUCAGAAAAUGCAUCCUCCAAGGUCAAGGUCGCCUCCAGUCCCGAAACAACUGACCACAUACUUUAUACAUCGGAGCAUUUUGCACUGAAGGAAUCCCUAAAGAAGAUUGUGGACCAGGAAAUCAACCCCCAUGUGGACCAGUGGGAGGAAGAGGGACUGUUUCCUGCUCACAAGAUUUUCAAGAUCCUUGGAAGCGCUGGGUUUCUAGGAGUCACCAAGCCCGUUGAGUAUGGAGGCAUGGGACUGGACUUUAGCUACAGUGUUGCCGUCGCAGAGGAGCUGGGCAGCAUCAACUGUGGUGGGAUCCCCAUGGCCAUCGGAGUGCAAACGGACAUGGCCACACCUGCACUGGCCAGAUUCGGCUCCGCAGCGCUGAAGACAGAGUUCCUGCUGCCAUCCAUAAUGGGGGACAAAGUGGCGUGCCUGGGGGUUAGCGAAGUUGGGGCCGGCUCCGAUGUCGCAAGCAUCAAAACAAAAGCAGUGCGAAAGGGGGAUGAGCUUGUUAUUAAUGGAGGCAAGAUGUGGACCACUAACGGGACUCAGGCCGACUGGAUGUGUCUGCUAGCCAACACGAGCGACGCCGCUCCACACAAAAACAAGUCCCUCAUCUGUCUGCCAAUGAACACACCAGGGGUCCAUAUUGCCCGUAAGAUUGGUAAGAUGGGGAUGUGGGCCUCGGACACAGCUGAGGUGUUCUUCGAUGAUGUGCGAGUGCCGUGCCAGAACAUCAUUGGCCAGGAAGGGAUGGGCUUCACUUACCAGAUGCUGCAGUUCCAGGAAGAGAGACUGUGGGCGGUGGCCAGUGUCAUGUCUAUGAUGGAUAAGGUGAUCCAGGAGACCAUCAAGUACACCCGGCAGAGGAAGAUCUUCAACCAGCCCGUGCUCUAUCACCAGGCCGUGCACUUCCGGCUGGCCGAGCUGGAGACGGAGUUGGAGCUGCUGCGCUCCCUUUUGUACCGCGCCACAGGUAUGUACAUCAAGGGCCAAGACGUGACCAAGCUGGCCUCCAUGGCCAAGCUGAAGGGAGGCCGGCUGUGCCGGGAGUUGGGCGACAGCUGCUUGCAGUACUGGGGAGGGAUGGGCUUUACCAGUGACGUGCUUGUCAGCAGGUUCUACAGGGACUCCAGAUUAUUGUCUAUCGGAGGUGGGGCGGACGAAGUCAUGCUGGCCAUCAUAUGCAAGUACAUGGACACCCUGCCCAGGAAGUGAAAUAACAGUAUUCACUGCUCAUUUUCAUAAUCAAUUACAUAAGUGCACUUAUUUAACAAUGUUUAAAAGAUGACCAUGUUUCAGUAAGAAUGGUUAAUUCAGUGCCUGAACGUUUUUAUCUGUAUAUAAUUAGAAUGGUCUUUGCUCAUGUUAAUCUUAGUGUAGAUAUAGUGUGAAUAUUUGUACAGCCUUAGGAAAUGUUAUCAUGAAAUGCUUCUGUAUUUGUUGUGUUUAUAACAGAGGUAAAUUAAUUAAAAA
Messenger RNA from Clupea harengus (Atlantic herring), 1841 nucleotides. RefSeq names its product zgc:85777. NCBI's taxonomy places the organism in Eukaryota, Metazoa, Chordata, Actinopteri, Clupeiformes, Clupeidae. Gene Ontology annotation, cellular component: cytoplasm. Gene Ontology annotation, molecular function: acyl-CoA dehydrogenase activity; flavin adenine dinucleotide binding. Gene Ontology annotation, biological process: fatty acid beta-oxidation using acyl-CoA dehydrogenase. The record is from RefSeq and is a predicted model, not a curated record.